AUGCCCUUCUUUCACCAAACGAAGCCCAGAAAGGUGAAACAAAAACACCGGGCCUACCUCACUCCCACGAGCUACGGCCUGGAGACUCUCCUGGACAGCAUCGGGACGAAAUACCGCCCAGACUCGGAGGAGACGGCCACCGCAACACACAGCAGCCCCACUGCAACCAUGGGGCGUCACACGCAAAAACAGCACCCGGCAUCGGCAGCAGACGAGCCGAACAUCGGGGAAAUGCACCCUCCAAAAUGGCCACCACGAGAUCCUCCACAGUAG
Molecule: messenger RNA, 273 nt
Organism: Pelobates cultripes (western spadefoot toad)
Lineage: Eukaryota; Metazoa; Chordata; Amphibia; Anura; Pelobatidae
Source: the annotation of a GenBank genome assembly